Messenger RNA from Suncus etruscus (white-toothed pygmy shrew), 303 nucleotides. It is a transcript of the gene TCEAL9, whose product is annotated as transcription elongation factor A like 9. The record is from RefSeq and is a predicted model, not a curated record. NCBI's taxonomy places the organism in Eukaryota, Metazoa, Chordata, Mammalia, Eulipotyphla, Soricidae.
AUGAAACCUUGUCAAAUUAGAAAACCAGAAAGUGAGAGUGAACCAAAACUUGAAGAAGAGGCAAAGUCUGAGGAAAAGCCAGAGAAGGAGAAAGAACCAGAGGAAGGAAAUGCAGAAAGAACUUUUAAAGAAAGGCCAAUUCAACCUCUCCGGGAAUUUAAAGAAGCUAUACACAACAGACAUCAAAGCAAUGAAGAUGUGUUUAGGAAAGUGAAUGAAUCAGAUGAGAUAAAGAGAGUAAGGAAGAACAUAGUGAUGCAUUGGAAAGUUAAUCAAAACCAUCCAUAUCUCCAUUUAAUGUAA